Messenger RNA from Plasmodium vivax (malaria parasite P. vivax), 282 nucleotides. Its product is annotated as ribose 5-phosphate epimerase, putative. Bases 1 to 270 code for a protein of 89 amino acids. Gene Ontology annotation, biological process: pentose-phosphate shunt, non-oxidative branch. NCBI's taxonomy places the organism in Eukaryota, Apicomplexa, Aconoidasida, Haemosporida, Plasmodiidae. The transcript has 3 exons. The record is from RefSeq and is a predicted model, not a curated record. Gene Ontology annotation, molecular function: ribose-5-phosphate isomerase activity.
AUGACCAUCGGGCUUGGCACCGGCACCACCGUGUUUUACGUGCUUGAGCGGAUCGAGAAGUUAAUGCGAAACGGGAAGAUAACAAAUGUGGUGUGCAUCCCCACCAGCAUCGACACGGAGAUAAAGGCCCGAAAUUUAGGCAUCCCCCUGACGACGCUGAAGAAGAACUCCCACAUUGACAUUGCCAUAGACGGAGCAGACGAAAUUGACAUGGACCUAAAUUUGGUUAAAGGACGCGGCGGGGCUGGCCAGAGAGCUCUGCUUAUAUAGACCUCCCACCGU